CAGAAACGAGCUAGAUUUGACGACCAACCGUCAACACCCUGACGGAACGUCACACAUCGACGUUAUUGUCGCUGUUUCUGCUUCUUGUUUGCGGUGCAAAUCAACCCAAGAAGACAUGCUCUCACGAUGAUCGACCCCUCCCUCCGCCUCCGCCGCGCAAUCCACGCCUCCGACCCUCUCCUCGUCUCCCGCAUCCUCCACUCCCACCCGCGCCUCCUCCGCAACCCCGAUACCUCCCCUACGGUUCCCAACGGGCCUCUCCGCUUCCCAACGGGCCUCUCAAACACUUCUCUACACCUGGCUUCCUCACUGGGCCUGGUGCCCGUUAUCAAGGUCCUGCUCUCACUACACCACGAAAAGGAGGGCAUAUCGUUGAAUGAGGACCACCAGACGCCGCUUAUGCUCGCGUCUCGGGCUGGACAUACAGAAGCUGUGCACUUGCUCUGCACCGCCUUCCCCGCAGCAAUACCGAAGCGGGAUAUAAGAGGCAGAGACGCAAUCAUCUUCGCCAGCGAGGGUGGACACGAUACCUGCCUGCAAAUCCUAUUGACCUUCGCGCCAGGCGGCCCUGAGGAAUGUCUGCGGAAUAAAGACGUGGAUGGCAACACAGCGUUGCACUAUGCGAGUUCCAAUGGGCAUUUACUAGUGUUGAGGACGCUAUUGGCAGCCGGCGCGGACUCCGAGGUCAGAAAUGUGUGGAGUUGGACGCCGGUUGCGUAUUCAGCGACGGUUCAGGCGGAGGUUUAUUUCAAGGGCUUGGUGGGGGAGGUGGAGAGGAGGAGGGUGGCGAGGCGGCAGGCUGAGGAGAGAGGGACGGGAGGUGGGGUGAGGAUUGUCGGGGAUGGGGAGGAGUAGAUGAGAGAUGUUAGGGAGACAGAGGGAAGAUACCAGAGUCCAGGGAUAUGCUCAGAAGGGAGAAGAUAUGAUGAUUGAUGGUGACGAGAUACGACGAGAUGACGAGAUGCCGCGAUAUCAAAGAGCUUGGCGACUUGGGAGCGGGCGUUUGGAGCAUGGGCUUGCAGCUUAGGACCCUGGCACCAAGCUUCGGGAGCAUUUUCGUGCUUUUUUCUUUAAGUCAAGUUGCUAUUGCCCUUGGAGCCCUGGUGUUCUUUGAGUGUUCCACAGCAACUUUGUACAUCUAAACUUUUCCAAGCAUCAGUGUCCCAAAGUUUCCUAGUACAUUGAAGCCUGUCCAAAGGCUCAGUGUGUUUCGAAUGUCCCAGAACACCUUGGUACCUUUAAAAUUCCACAAACCCCAAUGUCCCAA
This is a messenger RNA of Hyaloscypha bicolor E, 1267 nucleotides long. RefSeq names its product ankyrin. The transcript has 2 exons. The record is from RefSeq and is a predicted model, not a curated record. Bases 127 to 855 code for a protein of 242 amino acids. NCBI's taxonomy places the organism in Eukaryota, Fungi, Ascomycota, Leotiomycetes, Helotiales, Hyaloscyphaceae. Gene Ontology annotation, molecular function: protein binding.